UUGUGUUACAUUACUGCCAUCGACAAUCCGCUUUCGUUAUUGCGGAAAGAGCUGAAUGAUAACAUUACGUAUUUACGUCGGACUCUCGGGAACCGUGGUUCCACUGUCAAUUUUCCCCUCCCACUUGCCUUGAUGUAAUGACUCUGUUAAGUGCAGUAGAACUUUGCCUCCAUUCGGUCAUUACUUUUUGCAUGCGCUCAGAAGCAGCGUUACUUGAUGCAGUCUGCUCCAUAGAAACAUUUUCAAAACUUGUCGUCUGAAGAUGUUACAGACUUUAGGUCUAUUUUUCAGUGUUGGCAUUACUGUGCUUCUUGUGAUGAUAAAAUCAAAUGAUAUUCUGACACCUCUGCCUAUUGAUUGUGAGGACUUAUUUUCUGAAGGGAGCACAGCCACGCUGAGGUUAAUUUUGGUAGCACUGUGUGAUACUGUUUGCCUAGGUAUGGUCCACAUGGCCGAGCAUUGCGCUGACACUGGAGCUAAAUGGAGCCUUGACAUGGAAAUUUAAAUAUGCUAUUCCAGUACAGUAAAGGUUAAAAUAACUGAGGCUGCUAAUGGAAAUUGCCAGUCGUGAAGCCUCGUAGUGGCACUGGAGGCUGUGGAGAGAAUCUCAGAAUGUGAUGGAAAUGCCAGCCACAACCUUAAAACUGCGAUAUAAUGCUGUGGAUGAUAUGGAUGAAUAGGACUGUGGCCACAUUGUGCGUGGGACUAGUAGCAUUGCUGGGAGACCACGUGGUGGCACAGAAUUCCCUGCCGCGGGUUGUGCGAGCAGUAGCCGACAACUUCACCCAUGGUGCCGUCGGCCUACUCAGCUGGCACAUUGUCACAGUUCACUUGGCAGACCUCUCCGUCACUGCUCGCCUCUGGGAAGUUCUUUUAUGUGGACUGCUUGCCUCGGCAAUCGAUCUGGAUCACUUUGCCGCUGCUAGGUCUCUCAGGAUUGAGGAUGCCCUGCGCCUGUCUUCGCGUCCUUUCUUGCACUGCACGUCCGUCCCGCUGGCAGUCUCUGGAAUAAUGGUGAUGGUGGCGCAUAUCUUCUGCUGGCCGUCACUGCAUCGCUUAUCGUGGAUCUUUGUAGUUGCAAUCCUCAGCCAUCACUUGCGAGACGCGGCCCGCCGUGGGCUCUGGCUGUACCCAUUUGGCUCCAUCCCACCCAUCCCAAGUGCUGUCUACAUUGUGAGCUGCAUGUUGCUGCCACAUUUACUACCGUGGCUGGUGUGGAGAACUCGGGUGGUACCCCAGCCUGCCCCCAUGCACUCGGUGGUUGUGCUGUGAGGCUGGCCGAUACAGUGUAACAAGUGGUUCUGUAAUGGUAGAAUGGUUUUCGGCAUCCUCGUGUCUCCCAGGUUGGUUGCAUUGCUGGUACUGAAGUAUGGAAAUUAAAUAAUGUGUCCUGUAACUUUGGAAUCGCUGGCUGUAUUGGAAUUUUGAUGCGCAUGUUACGAGAUAUGCUCGCCGUUUCCACCGAUUCUGUAGACGCAAAGGAACGAUGUUGCGGAAUUGAUUGUGGUCUUGCUGCAAGCAGCGAAGAUUACCUCUGUAUGAUCCUUGACAUUGUACGGGUAGUCAGUGGCUGUUCUGGAUAACGGUGAACAUUUCUUCAACUUAACCUCCCCACAGCAGAAAUACUUGACACACGUUCGUCUUUACUUUGUGUUAUCAUUUUUAACUGGGUGAAAGAGGAAAUUAAUGGGGCGUUCCAUCUUUUGUAACAUUAAAGGCUGAAAUGACCCAUUUCUAUUGCAUUGCAAAUAGGUUGAUGUAAUAUAUUACAUUAAAUAUUAUGAUUGUAUUAAAUUGCAUGAAAUGAGGUUGAAGUACAUUAAUUUUGAAAUA
Messenger RNA from Zootermopsis nevadensis, 1833 nucleotides. The record is from RefSeq and is a predicted model, not a curated record. Lineage: Eukaryota; Metazoa; Arthropoda; Insecta; Blattodea; Termopsidae.